AAUAUGGUAUCGGAUUCUGCAUAUAAAGAUUUAUCCAAACCAAACAAGAAGUUGUUCAAGGAAGUGCUCAAACUUUAUGAUUCUAAAAUGUACAAAAAGGCAUUUAAAGUUGCUGAGAAGAUCACAGCCACCCAACCUAAUCACAGUGAAACUUUAGCAAUGAAAGCAUUGAUCCUAAAUACUGUGGGAAGGAAGAAUGAAGCAAUGAAGAUUAUUAACCUCGCCAUCAUGGCCAACCUUGGUUCAUAUACUAGUUGGAACAUUAAAGGAAUGAUAGAGAGGACAGCUAAAAAUUUUGAAUCUGCUAAGCAAUGAUUUUCUAGAAGUGCACAAAUUGAAAAUGACAACCAGAAAAAUUUCAAAGAUUUGAUUCUCCUAGAGCUACAAGAGAGAGAUUAUGCUGGAGCUAAUGUCUCUAUCACCAAGUUGAUGCAGAAACAAGCAAGAAACAAGGUCUAUGCUACUCUCUACUUUUUGAUCAACCAUCUUAAUGGAAAUUAUGAGAUAGCCGAGGAUUUCAUUGAACAAAACAGAGAUUUUCUUAUGUCUAAAAUGGAAAGAGUUGAAAAGAACGAAUUUUAUCUCUAUGAAGCUACUCUCUACAGAGAUCAUGGAAAGUAUGACCAAGCUAUCAAGGUUCUCAAUGAAAAUAGAGUUGAAAUCUUUGAUAAAAUAGCGAGAAACGAACUUUUAGCAGAGCUUUAUAUAAAAUCUGGGAAAACUGGCAAAGCAAUUGCAAGCUAUGAAAUUAUCUUAGACAAAAAUCCUUCAAGCACCAAGCAUUAUUACAAUCUUUUUGAAGCCCAUGGAAUUGAUGUGAACAAUCUAGAUGACGCCGAUCGUGAGAAAAUCAUUGAGAUUCUUAACGAGAAAAUAGAGAAGCAUUCUAAAUUACUUUUCUUAAAAAGAUUCCUUUUGAACUUCCUGAACAAAGAGGAAGAUUUUAGAGUUCACUUUGAGAAAUAUUGCAGACAUUUCUUGACAAAAGGAAUUCCAUCUCUUGUAAAUGAUAUUGAAAACACCAUUAAGACAGAUGAACUCAAGAUGAAGGUUGUCAAAGAGACAUUUGAGAAAUAUCUCGAAUCAAUGCAGAAAGAUCUUACCAUUGAUGGAGAAGAGCAAGAUCCAAUGCAAGAGACAUUCCUUCUCUUCUAUCUCGCCCAGAUCAGACAUAUUGAAGGAGAUUAUAUUAAUGCUUUGGAGUUAAUUAAGGAAUGAAUCGAGCAAACUCCUACAUUUGUGGAAGCAUUCCAGUUCAAAGCUAAGGUCCUUGUUUCCCUUGGAUGUAGUCAAGAAGCCGAAGAGGCCUAUAUCGAAGCUCAUAGCCUAGACACUGCUGAUAGAUUCCUUAAUGCUGAGCUUGCUAGCUACACUCUUAAAACCGGAAAGUACGAAGAAGCAAAUGAAAUCAUGAAGAGAUGGAGUCUUGACCAAAGCAGCGACAAACUAAACACAUUUGAUCUUCAAAAUGCUUGGUAUGAAGUAGAGUCUGGAAACAGUCAUUACAAAUAUGGAAGACAUUUGCAGGCAUAUCAAAUGUUUAAUUACAUCCAGAAGCAUAUUGUGACAAUGCAUAAGGAUAUGUAUGAUCUCCAUUUCUACACAGUGAGGAAGUUCAACCUCAGAACUUACCUUAAUGUGAGGAGCAUGCAGGAUAACAUCAGAAGAAAUAUCCAUAUCAAGAAUGGAAUGGUUGGAUAUAUCAGAAUUAUUAAUAAAUUCUACAAGAAGGCUGAACACGGCACAGAUGAAGAAAAGAAGGAGUUCACUCAAUGGCUAGAAGAUGAAGAAGCUAAGCAUGCUGAAACUGAGCCAGAUGGUUGGGAUGAAUAUUCUGAGCCACAUGACCCACUUGGAGCAAUUCCUGAUCCCACAGGUGUAAUAUCACUUAAAACUAUUUUUGACUCUGGAGUUGCGAAACAUAUGGCCGAUAAGUGACAAGAAUUCUUGAGUUACAAUUCUAAUAGUUUGGAACUUCUGUAUUAUUCAAUUCCGUGGUUAUUAAGAGCAAAGAAAUAUACCGCUGCUAUUAGUAAUCUCAAAGCAUUAAUUGAGAAAGAUCCAGAAUCUCCAAGAACUAUAUAUGCUGCUGUAAAAUUCAGAGCUUACUUCAGUGAAGAAGUCUCUGGAUCCUUGAAGCCAAAGCAAAAGGAGAACAUCGAUAAAGCAGUAGAAGAAAUCUUUGGCGCUGAAGAAAUAGAAGCUUUCUUAAUUAAAAAUACCAUUGAAAAAUAUCCUAAUUGCUUGAAUGCUGCUAGGUAUUACUUAAAAGGACUACAGAAGCAUCUAGGAAAGGUCCUUUCUAAAGAAGAGUUUGGUGGUGUCCUCAACACUUUUACUCAGGCCAAGGAAGAAGCUACCCUAAAAUGCUCAGUCAUGCCGCAAAUUGAGGAAGUCAAAAAGUUAAUCUCAUACGCUCCCCAAGAGGCCAAGGAUGAGCUCAUCAAUGCUGCAGAUGAAGUUUACUAUAAUUUCAAAGCAACACUUCUGAAGGAACAGCAGGAAUAA
Molecule: messenger RNA, 2508 nt
Organism: Moneuplotes crassus
Lineage: Eukaryota; Ciliophora; Spirotrichea; Euplotida; Euplotidae
Source: the annotation of a GenBank genome assembly